GACAGUAGUAAUAUGAAUAGUUGUAAAUCACGUACGGUUUUAGUUUAGGAUCGGAGUAGAAGUAGAAUAAUAGAUAAUAAUGAUAACCAGAGGAUUGUGACACAUUGUUACAAUUAUAAGUUAAACUUGACACAUGAAGUCAUUACAAAAACAACUUCAACAACAAGUCUAGGAUUAUGUUUUCUGGGCUCUCCUAUGUUACGUAACAAACAAAGGGGUACUUGGACCACGCUCUGUCACCCCAUUCAUAAAACCGAAAUGGUUGUUUAACAGUUUGAGAGAGCUAGUCUUGCUCGCAGUCACUUGAGUGUGACUUUCGCCGUUUUCUUCUGUAAUUCUGAACUUUUUCUUCUUAAUUCUUCUUUUUCCUCUCCUUCUUCUUCUCCUUCUUUUUUUUUCUUCUUCUUCUUUUAGAAAUGUCUCACUAUGUGAGACUAAGAUUAGGCGCAUAUACUUUUGGGGUAAUAAAUAAACCUCGGCCCAGUCAUCCAAAGUGAGUCAAAUAUGAUAUGAUUUAUAAAUGGGGCGCCAAAUAACUAAAUCAUUAAAUUAAUUUCUUUCUUGUUUGGUUGCUGCCUGCAAUUGUCUAAAACUAAGCGAGAAAAAUAUGCAGUCAUGAAGGCAUAACAUAAUUAUCUUCCUAGCUCUUAGUCCUCCAUGGUAUUAUGAGUCAACUUUAAAAGAAAAUGAGGGAUCGCCGAAAUGUUUCCAAUUUGCUUUGAAACUACAUUGAAAAUUGAAAAUAAAAAUGACAUGCUGUUUACAAUGAACGAUUUGAUUAAGCUAUGCACUGGCAUAUCACAGCUAUAGUUACAAUUUAUUUGACAAACUAGUAACCCCCCCCCCCCCCCCCCCCCCCCCCCAUCACAAAACAACAAUAAGUUCACUGCGUGCCUGGGGAUUACAUGCUUGCCUUCAAGAAAUUAGAUGAUGAUACUGAGCUCUUCUAUUUUACAUAACAAAAUAAACAAAGGGGUACACUUCCUGUCCCCCAUUCACAACGAAACACCAAUCGGCAAUGGUCGCGUGCGAAAAUUUGCAUAACAAGUGAUAGAUCGAGGGCUUAUAUUGGUAUAGUGUAGACUCAUUUGCAUAUGAAUAGUCUGCAUUCGCCCCGUCGUGUUUAAAGCAUUACUAAUCUCUCUAAUAGUCUAGAGUAUUCACUUCGCUUUCUGUCAGUUUAAGCUUGCCUUGACGACUUGUAUAGAUACUCAAACAUUCCUCUAUUAUAUAGUUAGUUGGCAUUUUAGUUUAGUAAGCAUCUAUUUUGCUCGAAAAAGUCAUCGAUAUCGUCGAUUCGUUAAAAGUGCCUUGAUCCAGACUAUAUUAGUUCAACAUGUGGUGGCUUGAGCGAAAGCAGAACCAGUUGUUCCUGAUAGUGAAUGGACGGAGGGCAUUCAGCCGAAACAGGAAUGUCGAGUUUCCCGACGUCAUCAGCAUGAUUUGCGUCGCUACCACUUCAUCUACUGAAGACAGCAUACAGGUCUGUUUUAGUAAUGGUCUUUCUACACAGGCAAAGUUUUGCCAAAUGAGUGUCACAAACAUGGCAAAGACUUUGAAAAAAACGGAGAACAGCCUGACCGAUGUUUUGUCAGUGAUGGCGAUCGUUAAUGACGACAUGAUCUAUUCAUUUCCGUCAUCAGAGGAAGAACUCCUUCCUUCUCAAUCUUACACACAAUCGAGGCAAAAACGUAGCAGUUCUGGAUCUAGCAGCGACGGAACUCCACCAGAACGUAAGAGACGAAACAAGACUUCUGAACAUUCGGCGGAGAAUUCAGAUGCAGCAAUUGAACAAAAAUGUCAAGGCAUUUCUGAAAUCUCCCUCAAAAAACUUGUGGAGCCCGAGAAGGAUCUCCAGAGACCACGUACCAGGAAGGAAGUGAUGGAGGCCAAACAGUUCGUGAUGAAGGCAGCAACCCACUUCCAGAGCUCCCAUGUCCUUCCAGUCCUCGCAGUAGAUGGCCCUUCUGGAACAGCUUACCAGCUCCUAGGAGGGGUGUGCUAUGCUCUUGCAGCUAAGGAUCUUGUUGACGAUGAAAGAUAUGAACAUCUAUCUCGUGGAUGGCGCUGCAGGGUGUACCAAAACCUGGACAAGGUUGAGGCAUUGAGAGUGGCAUCACUGCAUAGGUGUGGGCAACCUGCUGUAGACAAGCCGUGCUUGCAGGAGGAGGUUGCUGUCUGCAGGUCAAUUCUAUACGAUGACAACAACCUUGAUGUGGAGGAUGAGCCCUGCACUAUGACUGCCUCGACAAGACGCAAGUGUUCCCUAGCCCUUGGGAAAAAUGGCUCCUUCAAUGCACUGAGGGCUCUCGAGCCAACUUUCCAGUUGGCUAGUUAUUCAAACAGAUGCUACAGGAAAGCCACUCUCCUUUUCGAUGCAACUAGAGAAUCUACUGGAAAGGAUUUGAAACAAUGUUGUUUCAUGAAGCUACAAGGACUCUCAGAAGAGGAGCGAUAUUCACUUCUUCUGGAGGCGACCUUGUCUUUGAAUGUUAAAAAGAUGAAGGCGGAUGCCGAUGAACUGAAGGCAAUGAAGAGUCUGAAGAGCGUGUUUGCUAAGGGAGUUGGGGCUAAGACGUGGGAAGAGGCGAUAGAAAGAUACCCAACCUUCACUUCAGAAGCAGCCCUGGAACCCUAUGUUGGUAAAAAGUAUACAAAAGGUAACAUCCCAGAGGUCUUCCUGGAGCACAUCAGCAGGGCCAAGAGAGACAUGGACAUGAAUGCAGACGACAUCCCAGCCCUUAUGAUACAAGAACUAGAAGAGGAUAUCCAGUUAUCCUCAACACCAUCGGCUACUACCAGAAUCUUCCUGACAAAGGACAUCACAGCGAUAUCCAAAGUGGUCAGCCAACAUACCCGACACGAUGUGCAUAUAUUGCAUAUUGUCCAGUCCCCAGUAGGAGAUAUUCAAGAUGUCAACCAUAAUGAGGAGGGGUGCUGGCACUAG
Molecule: messenger RNA, 2947 nt
Organism: Strongylocentrotus purpuratus (purple sea urchin)
Lineage: Eukaryota; Metazoa; Echinodermata; Echinoidea; Camarodonta; Strongylocentrotidae
Exons: 10
Coding region: 1337-2947 (536 amino acids)
Source: RefSeq, a predicted model, not a curated record